AUGCCUCCUCCUCUCCUUACCCUCAAUUCCACACUCUCAAAGGCAUCGAGUUCUCAACCUCGAUCCUCGGCGUCAAACAUCCGAACCUCGCACGGCAGACAGUCCUCCUUGAGGAACCCCAAACCAACCGCAGACCUCUCACCGGAACACCAUGCAAUCAUGCUCCGCCAUGCUCUCUCCUCCCCAACUAUCCGAGCCCUAACCUCCCUCCCCCGAGGCCCCCCUCCCGAGGAAAUCCUCCGCUGUGCCUCCUCCGCAACAGAGUUCCUCUCCUUCACCUUCAACCCCCUCGAAAAGGUCGCCUUCUCCCACAUCAAUAACGAUCCCUCCACCCGCUGGCCCCUCAAAGAAACCCUCACCCAGUCCUGGCACAAGGUCUUCCUCGUCGCCCAAUGCGAGGCCUCGGGCGGCGACUACGGCGACCGUCUCUCCCUCCAGGCCCGUCAGAAGCUCUACUCGGAGAAACUCCGCAUCGUCAAGAUCCUCGGCCAAGUCCUCCGCGCCUGCGCAGACAUCAUGGGCUGUCGCAAAGACGCCGUUGGCCUGAGACGCUCCCUCGAGACCUGGCGCGCCGUCGUCUCCAAAAGCUAG
Molecule: messenger RNA, 591 nt
Organism: Colletotrichum orchidophilum
Lineage: Eukaryota; Fungi; Ascomycota; Sordariomycetes; Glomerellales; Glomerellaceae
Exons: 1
Coding region: 1-591 (196 amino acids)
Source: RefSeq, a predicted model, not a curated record